UUCCUCUGUAAAUAAUGGGGAUAUUAUACUGACCCCCAAAAUCUUCACACUUUACAAAUGACAUCCUGUAAACUGGUGUUACAGAGUUUAAAAUAACAGGCCCCUUGCAGCUAAAUCAACUGGAGUUACUUUUCAAUAAAUAUAAAAGAUUAUGAAGAUAUACAUUACUUUGAGGAAAUAGAAUAAGAGAAAUUGGUAUAAAGAUUAGGCAUGUCUUCCUUUAAGGGUCUGUCUACCAUUUUGUAAAGACCAAAAGCUAAAAGUGUUAUGUAGAAAGAAGAAAUUUGAUUCCUGGUACAGAACUAAAAACAAGGAAAGCUAAUUGCUAAAUUUACAUAGGUUUUGUAAAAAGCCUAAGAAAGAAAUCUACAUGCGUGGUCCUUUUGACUGAUAUUUUGGCUCUAAUUUACAUUUGCAUAGGUUACAACGAAUGAAGCGCUGUAUUCAGGAAAAUGUGGGUCAAUUAAAUAUCAGUGGAUUAAAUUCAUGAAAUGCUUUGCUCAGUGAGACUCUGGAAAGUGUGAUCCAUUUGAAUAUUCUAUGCCAGUGUGAUUUCCCCAGGAAGUCCUGUGGUUAGAGAACACCUUCUGCUUGGCUGGCGACAAGAUGGAAAUGACAGAAACUAAUAGAAUUAAAGUGCAGAAACAAAUAAGAUCAAAUGAGAAGCCACCAUGCAUGACAGCUGUUGGUGUAGAAACAAAUCCUUUGAAAAAAUUUACCAUCCCUAAAAUAAGGAGGACUGCUGAUAAAGUUUCUUUAACACCCUGCUACACUAAUCAGAGGGAGUACAGAAGCAUCAAUCAUACUCUGAGCCAGUCUUGUCUCAACACAGGAUGUGACCUGCAGUUGUCGUGGCAGUUUGGUGAGAUAAAACUGAUACACAAUGAAGAUCUGGAAAAAAAAUUUGCUUCAAAGAGGGCCAAGAUGCGUGAAGAAGGGAGGCAAGGCAGAGAACUUGAGGAACAUUUUUGCUUUUUAGUGCUGCCUUGGGAUGAGGCCUCAAAAAUUUACCAGAGUGGAAUACAUACCAGCGAGUCUGCGAUGAAGGAAUUAGGAAAUCCCCUCCUUGGAGUUUAUUUAUUCAGACAUGUUGAUGUUGCUUUGAAUUAUGCAAAUAGAUUGAUCAGUGCAGAAAACAUCCUGGUUUUCAAGGUUCUCUUUGGAAAGGUAAAAAAAAUUCAGCCUCCAAUGGGUAAAAAGAAAGUUGCUCUGGAUCCUACACCAAACUUUGAUUGCCAUAUGUCUAGAAUUGCUCCUACACUUAAAGAUCCAGUUGAUCUGCAGGCCAUUGGCUCAUCGGUUUACUUCUAUGAAUACAAUAUACACUCAAAACCAGUGGAUAAGCCUAGGCAAUGCCUUCCAUAUGCAAUAAUAACAGUAAGAUUUAUUGGUCAGAAGGUGGAAACUGACCCUCUUAUCUCAUCUGUGAGGUUUCUGUCUAAAGGAUUUCCUAAGUAUUCUGGAAGACGAGGCUCAUGGAAAAACUGUACAGUAGCCAAAAGGAUCGGUAAAGGUGCUCAGGCUACAAUAAUCUAUGAGCAUUUCAGGAAAUCUGUAGAUUUUCUUGCUUUCAGACCUGAGGAGAGCUCUUCUUGCAGUGAAGUAAAUUCAGAGGAGAAUACUUCUGGCCCAAAAGUUUCUUCCUCCUGUGAAAAUACACUGAACAGGAAUGGUUCGGUAGCUGAAGCCAAUGAUACCCAAGUGGAACAUAACAUAUCUGGAAGGUGGGAUUCAUCACAAGUGCAAGAAAAUGAGUCACGUCUGCCACUUGUGGCUGGUGUAGAUACCAGUGGAAGCAUUAGUAGUGACCACAAGGUGAAUCUAAAAUGCAUUAUUUCAGAUGAUAAUUUUACCACAGUUUCUGCUGCCCACAGUAGUAGUGGCUCAAGUACUGUAAUUACUUCAAGACUCAUCAUGGAUCCAAGACUAAAGAAAAGAGAAGGAAACUCAGGAAAACAAAACACUGAGGCAGUUUUUCAUGAGAAUUCAGCAUCUGAGAAUGGGCUGGAAUAUCUCAACUCAGAAAUGAAAAUAUCAGCCACUUUAAAUAUACCUUCACCUGGAGAACCUCCUCUGCUUAAUGACCCAAAACAAGGUCAACUUAGACAGAGACAUGAGGAGCAAGCAUCACGGAAAGAGACAGCUUUCAUAAAAGAGUUUAAAUCCACAGUGAAUACAGACAAAGAACGCACUGUGGAAAACAAGCAAGUGGCUGGUAGCGUAACAAAACUUCGUAAAGGAAUAGUGGAGCCAUUUGCAUUGCAGGGUAUUCACACACAUGCUGCUUCAAAAACUGUUAUUGAAGAAAAGCACAUCACAACAAAUGAAAACCGUCUCUGUGAUAGAAAAGACUUGAAAACGCACCAGAUUACUGUGGGAGAACAACUGAGGAAAUGUUCAUCUUUUCCAUUUGGGGAUACAAAACCUGAGAUAGACUUGCAGGAGAGUUUGUCCAUGAAAGACAAAGCAGACCACUGCUACAAAGAAAAAAGUUCCAAUCUUCAUAAGAACAAUAUAAAGCAUUUACCUGUUCACGAUAGCAAAAAGAACUUAAGUUUCACUAAAAAGUUAAGGCAUAAUGAUCCUCCUCCUGAUCAAAAGUGCUCCUCUGUGUCAGUUGGAAAGUCAGUUGCAUCAGUGCUACCUGCUAACUUUGCCUGCAACACACACUCUGAAGCCAUGCCUCACAGCAUUGCAGAUUCAAGCAGCUGCCAGUAUUCCAGAUCUCAAAAGGGUUCCAAUCACCAUACACCGUCAGUGGUAGGGAAUAUUUUCUCUUUCUUCUCUGUAGAUUGUCAAAACAAAAAUUCAAAGAAAGCACCUCCAGAGGACCUCAAAAAAAGAGAAAAACAAAGGUCACACUCAUCUCUGUCUCAUGCGUGGAGGCAGGGCAAAAUGUCAGUAGCACAGAACAAAAAUAAUGCAGAUAAAAAAUCUAAGAUUUCCCAUCGAGUGUGUAAUGGUCUUUACCCACUUAAGAAACAUGAUAAAGGGCAGGGUUCAGCACAACUGAACCAUUCUAAAUGGGAUAAAUAUGCCUCAGUGAAAGGAGGGCAGAAAUGUAAGGAAUCACAAUCUAUUAAUUUAAUAGUACUUGAGGAUAAUCAAAUACAUACUCCUGAACAGUCUUUGCAUGAUGAUAAAGGCAUGAACAUAGGCAUCCAACAUCCUGAAAAUAUUAAAUCUCAUGAAGGCAAGACAGAAUAUACUGGGAAAACGCAUAACCAGUUACAAGAAAAUAAUUAUACUUCUGCAAUAGGAAACAGUUCAACAGAUUCUUACUUAACAUAUGCUGAAAAUACUUUGACCUCAAACAGUGAAUAUAAAGUUAAUAGUGAGGGUUUUGAUACACAGGAUUAUACUUUAGACAGUGGUGUCCAUGGAAAAAUGCAUCUUUUUAAACAUGCUAUGAGAAAACAAUAUGCCAAAGUGGAAGAGGACAAGUGUGUCUGUCAUCACGUUGCUUGUGAAUCUGUUCCUAGUGAUCAAAUGGUUGGUGAAGAAAACUUUCACCAAAGUAAGCUUCAAGACACUUUGCUUUCUGAAAAAGCCAAUGUUGAUGAAGGCCCUAUAAAGGCCCAUAAAUUAAUAUAUUCAGCAACUGAAACUACAAACAAAAAUUGUGUAGGUAAAAGAGAAGAUGCUAUAAAAGAAGUAAAAGACAAUUCUUCCAUCAAAGAAACAGUGAAUGACCAGAUAUAUUUGUCUCAUGCUAUCUGCAGAACAGACAAAGUAUUGAGAGGUUGCUUCAAUAAAGAAUGCUUAUGUUUCCUUGGAGAAAAUGAGCCAGUGUCAUUAGACAAAUAUUUCUGCAGGGAUAGCAAAGAGAGUGAUGCUUCUGGAGCUGCAUUUUUAGAUGAAGAGCAGAGUUGGAUCUGUAAUCAGGAAAUGGGGACCGAUAUAAAUGUUCAUGAUUUCAAUCAAAUGCACACAUGCCAACUUGAAAAAGAAUUUAGCAACGUCCCAGGAGUCUGGCUGGAAGUUUGUGACACUCCUCAUAUUCUGGAUUUAAAAAGAUCAGCUUCUGAUUUAAACUUAAUUUUUGAAGAAGGAUGUGCAUUAACAGGAGCAUAUUUGAUGGAAACAGAAAAUAUUACCACUUCUGUAAAGGAAAAGGGAAUGAUUCCAGAUAACAAAAGAGAAUCAGAAGAGCUGUCUGCCACAGCAGAGUUUUGCAGAUCUAUAGCACUGUCAGAGGCUCAUCAAUGGGAGGAGCAGAAUACUGUUAUGCUAAUCACCACCAUAUCCAUGCCUUCUGGAAAUGUGGAACACGAAGAAAGGGGAUGUUCCAAACCUCAGGAAACACAUGUUUCUGAGAAAAACUCAUCUUGCCAUGAAAAUAGUGUGCAGGAAAUAUUUAAACAGACGAUGGAGGAGAAAUGUGAGGAUAUUUUUCUCCAGGACUUGGAAUUUGAAAGUGAGAUUGAAAUUUCUCUGGAGCAGCAUGAGGAAUCUCUCUCAGUACCACAAAAUCCACAUAGUCAUGAAGGUGGAUCUGAUGAGGAGGUUGAUUCACUGUAUCAGUACUUGACAGAUCGUAUAGACUGGGAAAGUUUAUCUGGAAACGCUAGCCAGAAGAUAUUAGAGAAAAGUGAAGAUCAUUGUUCGUCAGGGAAAAAAUCUUGCACAAAGGAAGAUAAAACAGAAUCUUUAAGUACAACUGUGUGGCCUGACUUACAAAUUACAGUAACCAACAUACUUAAAUCAGGAUUCAGCCCCCCCAACAUUGGAAUUGCAAGAGAGAUGUGGAGAUGUGCAAUUGAAUCUCCAGCAUUAGAAGUCAAUAUGGAAUUGUCAGGAGAGCAAAGAAGUGAAGAAUAUAUACAGAAUUUGGAUCUUACAAAUAAAAUGCAAACAUGCCUACCUAUCUGUGUUCAUGAGGCAGACAGUCAUAUGCCUGAAAAAGAAAGCAAAACUUUCACUGCACCUGUUACUGUUUCUGAUGUAUUGAAUAAAGUAAGUAGCUUUUACGGUACAAAACCAAAAGAUAAUAGUAAUGAAUGUAAGAGUAAAAAAGGUGUGCAAUCAAAAGUUAAGAGAAAGCAUCCACAUAAUAAAUCUCUAACAAAUAAAAUGAGGCCUCAGAAAGCUUCAACACAUUCACCUAUAUACAGAAAUUCAAAACUUUGUGGUAAAAAGAGAGAACACUAUUCAUCUGAAAUGUUUUCUUUAUUGUUUGAGGGACGAAUGAAAACACUUGCACAGUCUGAAAAACACAUUAAAAAUGUUCUAAAUACUCUUUGUAGUGAAGCAUCCUUAUGCAAAAGUAAGCGUCUAUCCAAAAAAAUAGAUGGUGCUAUGUUUCACUUAAGGAAAGCUCAGAGGAGAGUUCUCAAAUCUCUAAAAAUUGUAACUAAAGUUGGAGAGAAAAGACAAAAGGGUCCCUUACCAAAAUGUUAUGAAAUAAUAUGUAACGACUUAUGGGAAAGCUGUGAUCUUGAAGGUCAUAGUUUCUUGACAACUGGGAAGUAUUCUUCUGCUCACUUUUCUCAGAAAAGAAAGUAUAACAUGAAGGAAAAUAAACGAACUGUAGCGUUUAAGAAAGCAAGUGACACAGUUACAUGUAUGCCAAUAAAACAAAGGUUUAAAAAUAAAGGGGAUAAAAUGAGAGAAAUGGUUUCAGAGGAAGACAUGCACGCAAGGUCCACUACAGGUUGUGCACCGGUUGUGUUGAAAGAUAUUAUAAGUCAGAUGCAUCAUUGUAAAUCUGACUUACCUGUGGCUUCUUCAGUAACUUGUAGUCAGUUUUCGGCUGCUACAUGCAAGGCAUAUUUGGCUUUUGAGGGUGACAAUGUGAGAGAUACGAGAAGAAUAACGAAACUUCAAACAGACUCUGAAAACUCUCUAGGUUUAGACACCAUUGGGCUAGAAGAUAUGGAACUAACUAAUAAGGAGCACAAGGUUUUUGUAAAUGUUUCAUCUAAAAUUCAUAUUCAAGGGACUGCUGGAAAAUGUGGCUGUGUAACAGGACAAGACCAUAUCUCUGAAGCAAAUACAUUUAACAACAAAAAUAUCUCAAGACCUUUGAGCUUGCCUGUCGAAAAGGAUGAUUCUGUAGAAUUUUGUACAGACAAAAGAAAAGAUGGAGCUUGUAAGACUAAUGUAAAGAUGAAUGCUGUCAUACAUACAUCACUAUUAAAAACAGCUGCAGAGAGCUGUUUAAAUGCAAACACCAACAAGCAAGAUGUUUCCACACUCUCCGCCACUCACAAAAACCUGGACAGUAUUCUUUCUACUGAAAAAGAGACUAUGUUUUCUGCUGGCAGUGGGGGUAUUUCCACAAAUCAGAGUGUUGGUAUUGGAAACUUUUCUUCAGGCUCAAUGAGGCAGAUGCCUGCAGCAGGAGGAAAACAUGAGACCAGUGUAUCUCAAGUUCCAUUAGAUCACGAAAUUAUUAGUGCUAAAGCUGCAUCUUUGAAAAUAAGCGCAAACAUUUCAUCUGAGAGAAUUUUAGAAACCCAUUCUUUUGAAACACCAACAGUACCUCUCAGCGGACAGCUGCAAGAUAGAGGCUAUGACAGAAAAGAAACUUCAAAUUCAGACAUGCGUUGUCUGAAUAAUUGCAGUAAAGUAGCUGAAAAGGAGGCACAUGUUACCGAGACUAUCAAAUUGGAACCACUGGCAAAAAAUGUAUAUAAGAGAGAAAAUAAUAUAGAGACAGAGAACUAUUUAAAGAAUGUAUCUUCUGAGUCAUUAGUAUACAAUGCUCUGACCCCGUUUUCAAAUCAAUACAUUUCACAGGAAGUUGGACAGAAUACAUUUCCAAAAAUAAAGGAAACGGGGUUAGUGGAAAGCAAAGUGAAAUCACCUGUAAAUCUGUAUUUGCUAAAAGAUGUACCUGGGAGAUCCUCUGCUAAGGUCGUUUUGGAACAAAAGAGCAUAACACACAGAGAAGGUCACUCUAGGUGUAAUAAGGAAUCCAGAUGCAUUCAGAGUUCUUCAAACAGCAGCAGUGCUUUCACUGCACCUGUCUUAAGGAAGCCAAUUGAUAAGAAAUUUGCCAAAAGAAAUGAAGAUUGGAAAGAAAGCACUAACAAAGAUCGCCAAAUUAACUCAGAGUUGACAUCAGGAAUUAUGGCAAAACAAGGUAUUCCAAACAUUACCGGGGUUUAUGAUGCCUCACCAAGCAAAACACAUCAGCAUCUUACAGACCAUAUGGCUAAACUGAAUGCAGAUAAUCUCUCAGGUGAUGGUCCUAACAAAUGUAAGGGCCUCAAUAGUAAAAACAAGCAUAGAGGAGUUGGGACAGAACUGAAAUCUCUUGCUUUCAUAACUGAAAUAUCAAAUAUUUUACAAAAAGCAGAUGAAACAUCAUCUCUGAAAAUGUUACAGGAACAGAUUACAGUUUGUGAUAACCUUCUUCCUUCAUUUGUUAAAGCUUUUGAGGAAAAGCAAGGGAGCUCAUUUAAGCACAUCUUGGUUUCUCGAGAGUUACUGGUUGAAAGAAAGCUAUGGACUAACUGUAAAUCGAAGUUAAAAUCACAUGCUGUAGAUUCGCUGGUGGAACUCCAAAUGAUAAUGGAAACAAUUCAGUUCAUUGAAAACAAAAAGUGCUUUCUAGAAAGGGAGCCAACUUUCCGAAGUUUGCUUUGGUAUGAUGGUUCACUGUACGGGGAACUGCUUGGUAGGCCAUCAGGGUAUCAACAACAAUCCAGUUUCUUUCCAGCUUUCCAAAGAAGGCUGAAGUACAAUGUUUUUCGUGAGCUUCAGAGCUACCAUAGACAGUUAUUAGAGCUCUUUGAAAAAACAAGGUGGGAAAACAAAUCUUACUAUGCAUUCUUGAAAUUCAGACGAGAGAUUGAUGAGUGUGAAGCUGUGGUACAACAGAAUUCUGAUUGCUUAGAUUUUUUCCUCUCUGUGCCUUUUACUUGUGGAGUUAACUUUGGAGAUACUUUAGAAGAUUUGGAAACUGUAAGGAAAAGUGCUGUGGAACUGAUAAAUACAUAUAGGAACCUUCCAGAUGCUCACUCCUAUGCAGAAAAAGAGGACCAUCUGUGGGUUAUAAUGGAAAUUAUCUCCACAAAGAUAAGCUUUAUAAAGGCCUGUGAAUCAAUGAAUAUGAAAGCUUCACUCUUUGGCCUUGAGCAUAUAUUUUUUGAUGCUGCUAAAAGUCUUGUAUGGAAAGACAGACAUCUGUUGUUAAAUAAAGCCUCUCCCGAUAAGAAAAAACAACUUCUGUGCCAAAUAAAUCAAGAUGCUCUCUCCAGGCUGUAUGAAGUUUAUGAAUAUGUGGCAGAAGAGUUUAGAACUGAAAAAUCUAACAACAUUACUGAGAAGAAAAAUGAUACAGAAAAGUCAAAAUAUUGGGAAAACAAAGGCAAACAUGGAGAUGAAAACUCUGACUUCCUCAAUGUUUUGCUUUCACAUCCUGAUAUUUGCUGUGUUGGAGAAAUAUUAGAUGAAGCUCAGUUUGCAGACCUCAAGAAGUUACAGCAGCUAAUGCUCAGAUGUACAGAACAUUUAGAAAGCUUAAAAAUGUAUUUUCAGAUUUUGCAGGAGGAGGAUGUCAAUAAAAUCUUGAUCACAGAGCAAAAUGUGCUAGACACAAUGAAAAAUGAUGGCAUUAAUGCUAUAAUUUUAAAGCCUGAAGCUGUUGAGACUUACAUUGAAGUACUAAUGAUGUAUGAAACAGUUCACUUCCUUAAAAAUUCAAUAGCAAGAAAAAUAGAUGAACAAAGAUUUCGAAGCUUGUUGUGGUUUGAUUUAUCGCUUCUUCCUGAAUUGGUACAUUGCCAAAAGAAAAUGUCUUCCUUUUCAUUUCUGAAGGAUAAUUCAAUGGACAACCUUUGUAAAACUGUUGAGUCUGCCAUCUCUGAUCUUAAGAGUGAACUGGACAUUAUUUGCAACUAUGCAGAAACCAUAAACAGCUCUUAUGCACUUCAUCUUCUCACCAGAGAACUUUCAGAACUUUCAGAAACAAGAGAAUUAAUACAAAAUUCGAAGCCUUCUAUCUUCACGUAUGUUGAGUGUGUACCUUAUACCAUAUCUGUAAACUAUGGGAAUACUGUGACUGAAUUAGACUACAACUACAACCAGUUUUCUUUGUUGCUUGAAAAUUUGAUGUUGGCUGCCAGGAAAGAUUUAGGAAAAAUGGCUCAUAUUAUGAAAAUCAUGAAAACCAUUGAGCUUAUGAAGUUUGCUUGUGCCAAAAAAGGUAAAUCCGUCCUCUCUCUUCUGAUAUAUCAGAUGCUAAAUAAUUGGAGAAAGACCUGCCAGUUGAAAAGAAAGGGAGACAUGAAAAUGCAUCUGACUAAAACUAAAAAAAGUGUCUGUGAAACUCAAGAUGCAGUGUAUGUCAUCAAAGCUAGUUCUCCGCCCCAGCAAAAAAGACCUAGUUUUGUGUCCUCACAUGGAGACACUCCUGAGUAUACAGAAAGCUCUUCUCCUUCCAUCUGCAAAAAACAAAAGGUUGGUGUUCUGAUGGCAGCAGCCUCAAAAAAUGGAGCUGAAAAUGAAACAUGCUGCCACAUAAGAGAGAAUACAAGAGUUAAUCCCCAAAAUGAAAAAGAUCUAGCGUCAAGUAUCUCACCGGAUAAUCUAGGAAACAAGAGGCCUCUAGAAAAACCUGUGCAAGACCAAUUACCACGCUCACCUUUGCAUUCAAAAGAUUUGGAAGCUGUUUAUUGCUCUGCACAUGUUAAACGUACACCAGAUGCUUCAAAAAGCUCAUUUGUUAAUUUAAAAGGUUUAACCAGCCAGCAGAGCUCAGCAGACCUAAAGCACAUGGUCAGAAGAAAGAGUAAUUUUUACAAAAAUGCAAGAAAACAUCAUGAAGGUUUUGCACCCUGUGACAAGAAAUGUGAAAAUGCCCAUUUGUCUUUAGAAAAAGAGCCACUGCUUCAAAAGUCUCUUGAGAAUGAUUUAUGUUCAACACAGAAAUCUGUUAGGUCAACAACAAAACUAGGUGAUAGUCCCUCUGCUGUGUCUGCUGCACUAAAUCUACAGCAUGUGCAAGAAUCAGAUGCCAGAGGAAAUAUAUCAAGAUCCAGUUUACUGGCUGAAUAUCGUACAACUAAUAAUUUAGCCACAAAACCUGAUAGACAAGAAAAGAAAUAUGAAAAGAACUCAGAGUCUCCUAGCAGUGUGACUGUCAGUACUUCAGAUCCUCUUGUGAUUAUGGCAAAUAAAAAUACAGAAUCACCAUCAGUAUGCUCUCUUUUGGAACCACAUUCCAAUGAAAAAGCAAAAAGCCCUGCUGAACAUUCUGCCCUCUUUCAAAAUGAACUUCCACCAUCAACACCUCCAGUGCAAGGUUCUUUAGUGCAGGCUCCUGAGACAUCCUAUCCUUACUAUUCUUUUUAUUCUUGUCAUCAAAGUGAUAGCAAUGGCAGUUCCGUAACCCAGACUUACCAGCAGAUAACUUAUGAAGUGCAACAGUUUGCUCAGUCUGGCACAUCUGCCAUUGCAAGUAAUGUGUGUAAUGCACACUCUAAUAUGUUUUACUCCCAGUCAUUUAGUUAUGCUGCUCUUGGGGAGCUACAAAGGCCUAACUAUGCUCAAAUGUAUCCAGUGCAUGGAUAUUUUAGUUCUCAGAUGCCCCUUCCUUACAGCUCUCAGAUGCCAUCUUUACCACAAUAUGCUGCAAAUCAGCCUUGGUCACUAGGUCCUUUUCCAUAUCCUUCCAAUACAGGAUUAUCUUCAGAAGCUGUUUGGACCAGCACUCCCUGGCAGCAGACACCUUUUCAUCCCGGAUAUUGAAACCAGUUCCAUGACAACAUUCUGAAGAGUAACCACUUACCUCAGAAGGCAACAUAAUUUGCAUUUUUCAGAACUAUUACAUCAAAAUUACUCCCUUUUUUAGGACAUGAAGACAGUUGGAGUUUUCCUAGUGAUUUCUGUGGAUGAAGGAUUGAGUCCUUAGCAAACAGCAAGACUUACCUAACCAGCUUAAAAAAAAACCCAAACACACACACGUGAAGGGACAAAUGUAACCCCACCUCAGUUACUACUAAGGGCCCUCUGACUGUGGAACCAGCACGGUUCUACAGUACAAAAGGCAGUUUAAACCACUGGAUAAAGUAAUGGCUGUGAAGAGGCUCUAUGGCUUUCGCCAGGAGCAGGAUUCUUUUUCCUCUGCCUACUGGAGAUACCCAGUGUACGGCCCUUUAGCCUCACUGGGUGUUGUGUCUCUGGAUCUGACCCUAAUGUGUUAAGUUUUUGGUUAACUUUUAGUACUGUGAUACGAUGGUGUUUAUUUGACAUCUACUAAAAAAAUGAAAACAGAACUUUUUACAUGUGAUUAUAGAGUUUUUAGCUUUUAAAUACAUUUUUUGAACAAAGGCUCUGCCCCAGGCUGUCAAGGUCUAUUGUCAAUUCUGAAUACUUGAGUGAAAUUCACCCAAAUGCAGUGGGCCAGCACAAGAGUUACACACCACUCAUGUCUGAUUUUGCAGAAAAUGUGCGUGCACUUUCUACUGGCCUGGGGCUGCUUUUUUUUUUUUUAAACACUGGAAUAGAGAAAUUUGAUUCUUGAAUGUUAUGGUUAGUAUUUUCUAUAAUGGUAGUUGAUACUUUGCUGUAUCUGAUAUGCAAAACUGACAAAUCUGUUUCAAUCCAAACAGUUUUUACACUAACAUAUUAUAUAUGUAUAUUAUUUAUGACAGUGGUUGAAAUUCUUUUAGUAUUUUUCUCAAAUAGAAGACUUAUUUUUGUAAUUUUUGUACAUUUUUCUUAGAAAUAUUUCUAAGAAUAUAGGUCUUAUUGAAAAUUUUAAUUUUAAACGUUAACAGCAUUUUUACAGUGCAAGUAUUUGUGUAAACUUAAUAUUUUAUUUGAAUGCUUUAAACAGGUUUUUUUUUAAAUGUAGCAAAUAGUACAGAAAUAACGAGACUGACAGUAUAGUUACAGUCAGGUGUCUAUAAGGUGGUAAUUUAGGACAUAGCACAAGCUACAAAAUUAGCAACUCUGUAAGGCAUUAGCUAUUAAUUUACAUUAAAAACAAAUUUUACAGAAAAAUUAAAAUGCUUGUGUUGAACUUCUAACUAUGCAGAAUAGUCUAGGGUUUAUGAUAGUCUCUCUUUGAAGAAUCACCAGUAUUUUCUAAAUGUUAUUUGUGUACUGUAGUUUUUCUAUGAGAACAAGAUAUAAUUAGAGGUGAAUUACAUUAAUCAAAAUCACAAAGAGAUCUGGGUGAAAUCCUGGCCCCUGUGAAAUCACAGAAAGUUUGCCAUUGAUUUCAGUGGGGCCAGGGUUUCGCCCUCUAUUGCAAUCUGAGAUACACUGGAUAGAAACCCAUCUAUCUUGUAAAAAUCAGUUCCUGUGGUUUACACACAAUUGGAUAGCAGAUGAUCUCACUAGCUCUGUGGUAACAGCAAUCCACAUAUUUAAGAGCAGAGUUAAGCCCUAAAUUGGUAAUUUCUACAUCUGAUAUGCACAUGACUUCUGAAAUACAUCCUUUAACAUGACUGGGAAGUGUAAAUCUUCAUCAACAAGAAAACAGACUUCUACAAGUAUUAAACUUCUCAUGAUUUUGUGCAACACACACAGAUGAUUAGAAUUAAAAACUGCCAAUUGCUAGCAAUAGUGUGGAAAUGUAAGCAUGUUUAUUUACUACAGGUGUAUUAUCCAUAGGGUAUUUUAGGACUGGUAGAAUAAAUAUUGGCUGAAGUUAAACUUAGGUGAAAACUGUUGUUCCUAGCAAUUACUUCUUCCCCCGUCCCCUUUCUAGUACAUCUCUGCUUUUUUUGAUUAAUAAUAAUUUCAAUUCUCUCAUAUCUCUAAAUUAUAGUGGAAUCCUGUUUCAUGCUAAAGUGGAGCAGGGAGUAUUUUAAGACUUUUAUACAUCCCCAGCCACCUUGAAUUUUCUCUUUAUUUGGUCUUAAAUGAUAGCCGGUACCUACACGACUAGGCAUACUGGACCAAAUUCAUCUCUGGUGUAUUUCCACUGAAGCCAGCAGAGUUACACCAAGGCUGAAUUUCACUUAUAGCUUUUUACAAUGGGUUACUACGAGUAUCUGCUGGUGUAAUAAUGCAGAAUUUAACCAGUUUGUCAUUUUUGAAUAAUAAUAAUAAAAACAUUAGUGUAUUACA
Molecule: messenger RNA, 13029 nt
Organism: Caretta caretta (loggerhead turtle)
Lineage: Eukaryota; Metazoa; Chordata; Testudines; Cheloniidae
Source: RefSeq, a predicted model, not a curated record